Acanthochromis polyacanthus (spiny chromis) is the source of this 2310-nucleotide messenger RNA. It is a transcript of the gene cldn8.2, whose product is annotated as claudin 8.2. Gene Ontology annotation, cellular component: plasma membrane; bicellular tight junction. Bases 366 to 1241 code for a protein of 291 amino acids. Gene Ontology annotation, molecular function: structural molecule activity. The record is from RefSeq and is a predicted model, not a curated record. NCBI's taxonomy places the organism in Eukaryota, Metazoa, Chordata, Actinopteri, Pomacentridae. Gene Ontology annotation, biological process: cell adhesion; bicellular tight junction assembly. The transcript has a single exon.
UGUUUUUUGUGUCCUGGUAAGUGUUGAAAAUGCCUCAUCUAUAUUUUAAAAGAGAAGGAUGAAACUUUGAUCAGCUGUGACUACACAGUGAAUUAAUAGGUUUCUGAUGAAGUUCUUAAUCACAUAAACAAACGGUUGAUUGUUAGUAGUGGCAGUUUCAUAUGUAUUCAAAACAACCAGCUCUCUUUGGUGUGUCCCCAUUUUUCUGAUGGCUGUAGAGCAGCUUAACCAGUAAGUCUGGAUUGCAUCGUUAGCAUUUUUUUGUGGGUGUAAAAGUGCUUUGACUUCCUCCCCUGCUCAUAUCUGUCUCCUGAGCUGUGUGAGAGCAGCCAAAAGUUCAUCUCUGGCUCUCUGCAUUAGCUGCAAUGGCCUCUUAUACUGCUUAUAGUGGCUACAGCAAACCACCUCAAUCUUACGCAGGCUCCUACUACGACGAGAAGCAGCCUCAGACCUACGGCGACAACCAAGACUCUGUAUAUGAGGAAAAAUUGAGAAUUGAGAAGAAGAAGCGCCGGGAUGCCAUCUGUUGUGAGGUAGUGGCCCUUAUUAUCGGCUUCAUUGGACUAAUUGGAGUGGCAGCCGUGACAGGCCUGCCGAUGUGGAAGGUAACAGCCUUCAUUGAGGAGAAUAUCAUCGUGUUUGAGACCCGCUGGGAGGGUUUGUGGAUGAACUGCUUCAGACAAGCCAACAUCAGGAUGCAGUGUAAGGUGUACGAUUCUCUGCUGUUUCUGCCUCCGGACCUCCAGGCUGCCAGGGGUCUGAUGUGUGCAUCUGUGGCUCUGACCACCUUCGCCCUCAUCGUGGCAGCAGUUGGGAUGAAGUGUACCAAAGUGGUGGACCAUCGGGCUCGCACCAAGCAUAUUGUUCUUGUGGCUGGGGGCUGUCUGUUCCUCUUGGCCUGUAUCACUACUCUAAUCCCCGUGUCCUGGACAGGCCAUGUUAUCAUCAGGGAUUUCUACAACCCUCUGCUCAUCGACGCCCAGCGCAGGGAGCUCGGGGAGGCCCUUUACAUCGGCUGGGUGACCUCAGCUUUGCUUUUCACUGCCGGAGUGAUCCUGCUGUGCCGUCACGCUCCCCAUACCCAGGACCCAGAUGAGAGGAUUGUGUACAACCCCGGGGCAAAUAUCUACCAACCUGCAUACACAUACCAGCCAUACACGUACCAGCCAGCAUACACCUACCAGCCUCCCUACUCUGCACCCCCACCAGGAUCAGUGGCAUACACACCAACUCAGUACUAGUCCGUUCUGGACUUGUUUCAUAAACUUGAACAUUUGAAUGAGAUUAAUCAAUGGACUAACAAGACCAACAGCAGUCACUGGAAAUGACCACGUUUCCGUACUUCCUCAAAUGGGAUGGAGUGUAUUGCAGAGAUUGAAAUUCAUUAUGGACCUGAUUGUGUUUUGACCAUGAUGAACUGUGCUGAAUAACUGUAUGCUUUGUUUGUUUCCAUAUGCUUAAUUUACACUAAAUUAUACUCAGGCAGAGUAUACUUAAUUUGUAAUAAUAGGAAUAGUCUUUACAGCCACUGCUGGCAUGCUCUGAGAGUAAUUUAUGUACUAGUCCUUUAUAAGAUGUUUAUGUGUGUUUUGAGCUAUUUUUGUAAAUGUACAUAUUUUUUCAAAAUGCUGGUCUAAAUAUGAGGUCAAUUCUGAUUUUCAAUAAAGGAAUAAGCCUGAGAAAAUGGAAAAGUUUGUUGUUUUUUAUUGUCUAAUUAAGGGAGACAAAAAAGUAAAGGGUGUACUAUUGUUUACAUGAUGACCAGUUCUUCUCUCCUGCCAAAAGUUUAGUUUGUCUGAAUUCAAAGGUUUCUGUAGAAACUGCGCCUGUUUCACUCACUGUCAUGCAAAUGGAAUGUUAUGUCAUCUCCAUUGUUGUCAGUGGAAAUGUGCCUAAACUGGUAAAACCAGGCUGUUCACACAGGUCCACCCACAACACAAACCUAGCAGGAGAUUUCAUUUCAUCGAAGCCAAAGCUGCAACUGCCAGCUUUUUCCUGAGCACAGACCGAGACAAAGGACCAAGAUAAGAAAUCCAACACUGACAGUAGCACAUGAACACACCAGUAUUACCUUCAUCUUUUAAAACACACACACCUACAGCAAACAGUGAUGAACAAGUACUUUAAAAGCUUUUUGUGCUACUAUUUCAUAUCCUCAGUAGGUGACUUGAAACAAAGGUAACAUAUGUUCAAAAAUUUACAACAGUGGAUGAUUUGAAUGUGAAACAAACAAACAAAAAAACAAAACAAAGGUAAAGGACCAGAGCUGAUCGAUGCUGAUUAACAGAAUAUUCAGUUAUAUGCAUGCAG